AUGCAGAUUUUUAAGCAAAUUGAUUGUUUUAAUAUUAACAUGAAAUUCUGGAAAGUUUUAGGGAUAUAUCCUUAUCGUAAUAUAAAAUUUAUUCACAAUUUGUAUUCUAAAAUGUUUUUAUUACUUUUCAUUAUCUUUUACGAUAUAUUACUGACUGUCAAUUUUUAUUUCUUGCCAUCUCAAUUGGAUGCUUUUAUCGAAGAAAUGAUCUUUUAUUUCACUGAGAUCUCUGUAACAACGAAAGUGUUAACAUUUCUGUUUUUUCGCAAGAAUAUCAGGAAAAUUCUAGAAGUCUUAGAGAGUUCGAUUUUUGAACCGAUGAGUGAUAGCGGAAUUAAGAUACUGAACGAUGCAAAGAAGUUUAAUAUUGUAUAUUGGAAGAUAGUCGCAGUUGUAUCUUUUACUUCUUAUCUUUCGCACAUUAUAUCUUUUUUUAUAACUCACGUGGUUUUGGAAAAUGUAGCAGAAUUUCCCAUAUGCAGCUAUAACUUCCUACCAAUGGAGAUUAAGGAAAGAUUUAUCUAUUCACUGUAUUUAUAUCAAAGUAUCGGAAUUCAUUUUCAUAUGCUUGCCAACCUAAAUAUUGAUACAUUUUUCUUGGGAUUAAUGAUAUUAGUUAUUGCUCAAUUAGAUAUUUUAAAUGAAAAACUUUCUAGUCUAACUGAUACACCCAAAAAUGUAACUUGCGAAAAUAAUGUUCAUAGAGAUCAAUAUGAAAAUAACAUUAUUAAAAGUUUUAAUCAAGCUAUCGUACAUUACGAUGAAUUAUACAAAUUUUGUAGUCUCAUCCAAGAUACCUUCAACAUCACGUUAUUAUUUCAAUUCAGUAUGGCUUCGUCUAUUAUAUGUGUGUGCUUGUUUAGAUUUACAUUGCCUGCUACAAAGGAAUAUUACAUUUUUCUUGCAACUUAUAUGUUUAUUAUGGUAAUACAAAUAAUGGUGCCAUGUUGGUUUGGAACCAGAAUAAUGGAAAAAAGCUGUCUUCUAAGUAAAGCUAUCUACAGUUGUGAUUGGACACCUAGAUCACGCAAAUUCAAAAGCAGCCUCCGAUUGUUCGUUGAAAGGACAAACAGACCGAUAUCAAUUACAGGUGGAAAGAUGUUUACACUGUCCUUAUUGACUUUUUCAUCGAUAAUGAAUUCUGCAUACUCAUUUUUCACAUUAUUAAGAAACUUGCAAGCGAGGGAAAGUCAAAAUUAA
This is a messenger RNA of Papilio machaon (common yellow swallowtail), 1200 nucleotides long. It is a transcript of the gene Or-13, whose product is annotated as odorant receptor 46a. Bases 1 to 1200 code for a protein of 399 amino acids. The transcript is spliced from 5 exons. NCBI's taxonomy places the organism in Eukaryota, Metazoa, Arthropoda, Insecta, Lepidoptera, Papilionidae. The record is from RefSeq and is a predicted model, not a curated record. Gene Ontology annotation, cellular component: plasma membrane. Gene Ontology annotation, molecular function: odorant binding; olfactory receptor activity. Gene Ontology annotation, biological process: detection of chemical stimulus involved in sensory perception of smell; sensory perception of smell.